Lycium ferocissimum is the source of this 1478-nucleotide messenger RNA. RefSeq lists its product as uncharacterized. The transcript has 2 exons. Lineage: Eukaryota; Viridiplantae; Streptophyta; Magnoliopsida; Solanales; Solanaceae. The record is from RefSeq and is a predicted model, not a curated record. Bases 53 to 748 code for a protein of 231 amino acids.
AUCCAACCUUUUUUCCUUCACAAUUCCUUUUCACGAAGAAGAGAACAAAACUAUGAUGGCUUUCAAAAAAGAGUACCUUGAUUUGUUCUUGGUACCAAGUGGUCUAAUUAUUAUGAUUGGUUAUCAUCUCUAUUUGCUCUAUAGAUACCUUAAAGUUCCACAUACUACUGUCAUGGGGUUUGAAAACAAUGACAAAAGAGCUUGGGUUGAAAAAAUUAUGUUGGAUGAUAAAAAGAAUAUUGAUACAGCUCUAACUGUUCUAGGAUCUAGUCUCUCUGGAGCAACAUUCUUGGCAUCUGUUUCACUAAGUUUGAGUUUUCUCAUUGGAGCUUGGAUGGCCAACAAGAAUGUUUUUAGCAGUGAAUUAAUAUAUGGCGACACAAGAUUAGAAACUAUGUCCAUCAAAUUCAUUAGCCUGCUACUUUGCUUCAUGCUGGCGUUUUCGUGCUUUGUUCAAUCUUCGAGGUGCUUCAUUCACGCGAAUUACCUAAUUAGCACGCCUGAUACUGAUAUACCGAUUAGCUAUGUUGAAUUGGCUGUUAUUAAGGGAGGUGAUUUUUGGUCGCUAGGACUUAGAGCACUUUAUUUUGCUACGCCUUUGUUGUUGUGGUUUUUUGGCCCGAUUCCUAUGUUUGCUACGUCGAUUGGAAUGGUAUUCCUACUCCAUUACCUUGACAAGAACACGAAACAAUUGCAUAGACAUCGGUCUUCUGUAAAAGGAAAGCAGCCAUACGAGAGACUCGAGUAGGAAAGCUGAUAUCGAGCGUUUAGUUAUGUGAAAUUUCUGUGUAGUGUGAGAGAUAUGCCCGUGAAGCUUGUCAAGAUAUAGACUGUUCAUAUCAUAGAAUGAGCCACGUAUAUAAGUGUACGAAAUAUGGAUUAUAUUCUAUGGUUAUCUGAAGUAAUGUAAGCAAUUAUACACCCUUCGUCCCAAUUUAUGUAAAGGUGUUUGAUUGGGCACGAAGUUUAAGAAUGAAAAGAAGACUUUUGAAAUUUAUGGUCUGAAAUAAGCUAUAGAUAUUUGUGUGGUUAUAAAUUAGUUCAUUAAGGGUACACAAAAUGGAAAGUUUAAAGUCAAAUUGUUGCUUACUAAAUUUAGAAAUGUGUCAUUAUUUUUUGUACUGACUAAAAAGGAAAGAGUGUCACAUAAAUUAGAAUGGAGGGAGUAUUUAUCUGAGGUAGAUAUUCAUGAUGGCGUUUUCGUGCUUUGUUCAAUCUCGAGGUGCUUCAUUCACGCGAAUUACCUGAUUAGCACGACUGAUACUGAUAUAUCGAUUAGUUAUGUUGAAUUGGCAGUGAUUACGGUAGGUGAUUUUUGGUCGUUAGGACUAAGAGCGCUUUAUUUUACUACACCUUUGUUGUUUUGAUUUUUUGGCCCGAUUUCUAUAUUUGCUACGUAGAUAGGAAUGGUUUUCCUCCUCCAUUACCUUGACAAGAACACGAAGCAAUUGCAUAGAGAUCGGUCUUCUGUAAAAGGG